Leptopilina heterotoma is the source of this 1847-nucleotide messenger RNA. RefSeq lists its product as uncharacterized. The transcript is spliced from 10 exons. The record is from RefSeq and is a predicted model, not a curated record. NCBI's taxonomy places the organism in Eukaryota, Metazoa, Arthropoda, Insecta, Hymenoptera, Figitidae. The coding region runs from base 146 to 1801 and encodes 551 amino acids.
CUAAUGGACGAUUGUUUGUAUUCGUUAAUUGCCUAUACGGAGCCUACACGAAUAAUUAUCAAACAAGAGGAGAAAAAAGGAAAAAAUUUAAAGAGAAUUAUAAAAAGAAGACGAGAAAAGGAAGUGUGCAGGAAAAUAAAACACAAUGUCCGAUCCAUUCGUUCGUCGUGUUUUAUCAAAAUGGAAAAUGGAAAAGUAUAUUCCAUUAUUUGAAGAGGAAGAAAUUGACGAGGAGUCGUUUAGAGUUUUAACGCCGGUGUCCAUUGAGAGGCUUUUCGUCAAAAUUGGCCCUCGAGAUAAAUUUCUGGCAAAUUGGAAACGAGAAUUUGGAUCCUCAGAGCCAAUGUUUUCGAGCGUUGAAGUUUCAUGCUCGGAAAAUAGUAGUAAUGCAGUUGAAGAUAUCGAUGAGAGAAUACUGAGACUACAAUCUGCAAAUAAUGAUUUAUCAUCGUCAGAAGCAGAUCCUUUGCUGAAAAACGAAGUCGACGUUUAUGCAAUAUUAAAAAAUGUCAUCGAAGGACGAGCGGCAGUGAAAUAUUACAAGGAGAAGAAAACAUUGACAAACGAACACAGACUUAAUGUAGCCGAUAUUAUAAUUCGUCACGAGCUUAAAGAGGAAAAUGAAUUUUGCAUCAAUUCGAAACGAUUAAUAUAUCUCGCGUCACGAAUUGUCGAGACAUUUCCAAAUGAAAGUACAUCGACUUAUUACAUUCCAUUUACGAUUCAUUCGGUGACGAGGAAACCAAUUUUGGCGCGGGGAAAAUUACACGCCAAAUAUUAUUUAUUGAGGGAGAAAUUGAAAAAGGCGGGGGAAGUUUUGGGGAACGAGAGAAAUUAUCAGAAGUCAAAGAAAGUCGAUCUUCCAGAACCACGAGACUUAAUUUUAGCCACUCAUGAACAAUUGGCGCUUCUGGAGGGAGCAGACGACCACGAAUUGAGAGAAUUGUCCCUGUGGCUGGAGACUCACACAGUGCCGUGGGUUGAAGUAAUGAAAAAGUGGAUUCAGACGUCAAAAUAUAGAAUACAAAAGUUGGCGUCUGACGCGUCGAUCACUAAUCGAAUGUACAUGAAUAUGUAUAAAAGUCUGCAGCUACCAAUUGGCUAUGAACUCAUUGAGGCGGACUUUGAGUUAAUUUAUCCAAAUCAAACGAAUAUUAUAACGUCAGAAUGGCCGGGAUUUGAAAAGGAAGUUCUCGCUUGCGCCGUGUCACGAAAAGGAAAUGAAGUUAAAGACUUACUUGAUCAAUAUCGUUUAGUUAACAAUGAUGCACAGGCGGCGGCUGCGAUAGUUCUAAGAUUAUUGCCACUGUUGCUUCCAUGCCAGGCGGUCAAAGGGGCUUUAAGUAAACCACUAUGGAAAUUAAAUCGACUUGAAUCUCAAGACGCUUUUCUUUUACACAUUAAAAAUAUAUCGGAAUUGAAAAAUCGACUCGACUGUCGUCGGGAGAAAUUGAAAAUUCAUGGAAUGGCCGAGCAGCCGCUCGUCGUCGUUGUCGGCGAGACUCUAUUAAAUUUAGAAGCCGCUUACGUUUGCGUCAGUGACACUUGUUACAAAUUCAGCUCAGUAUUGAAGGCAUUCGAAAUUGCGUUCAAAAGUUUUUACGCCCUACAAUUGCCCUAUCCAAAGGAAGUCGAGCACAGCUGGCAAAUCGUUCAGUUUCGCAUUUUUGGAAUCGGCGAGGAGAACGAGGAGGAAAUGGUCGAAAGCGUCACGACACUCCUCGCCGAUUUACGCAACGUUCUUGGCAGAUUUCCCGAGAAUUUAGCUAGUGUUACGAUCAAAAUGGAGAGUUUCGAUUAAUAAUUGGAAAAAAACUGAUCAAUAUUGACAUUAUUGAAAAACAAAA